This is a messenger RNA of Prorocentrum cordatum, 388 nucleotides long. The record is from the annotation of a GenBank genome assembly. Lineage: Eukaryota; Dinophyceae; Prorocentrales; Prorocentraceae.
GUGUGGGCGGUGGCCUUCUCGCCGGACGGGUCUCUGCUGGCGACGGCGUCGCGCGACGAGCCGGAGGCGGUGAAGCUCUGGGUGGCGGACGGCUGGGAGCUGCUGCAGGCGCUCAAGGGCCACCAGGGCGCGGUGUUCGACUGCGCCUUCUCGCCCAGCAGCGGGCAGCUGGUUACCUGCGGGGCGGACAGAAGCCUCCGCGUGUGGCGGCGCAGCAGGGCAGGCGCCGCCCGGGAGCGCCGGGAGCCGGAGCGCGGCGCCCUGCCGGCGGCGGUGCCCCCCGCGGCACCCGCGGCUCAGUGGGCCGAGCCGUGGCGCUGCGAGAACAUCCUCUUGGGGCACACCGACACGGUGCUCAGCUGCAGCUUCGCCCCGUCCAGCUUCCCUG